Molecule: messenger RNA, 3204 nt
Organism: Lingula anatina
Lineage: Eukaryota; Metazoa; Brachiopoda; Lingulata; Lingulida; Lingulidae
Biological process (GO): regulation of transcription by RNA polymerase II
Cellular component (GO): nucleus
Molecular function (GO): DNA-binding transcription activator activity, RNA polymerase II-specific; RNA polymerase II cis-regulatory region sequence-specific DNA binding
Source: RefSeq, a predicted model, not a curated record
CGAUAAACAGUUUUGGUAACACUUACUGUUUUAAAAGACUGCUGAAAUUAUAAAAAAAAGAAGGACAAGGAAAGAAAAGAGGAUGGAGCAGAUGUGAAAUUAAUAUUGUAAUAAUAUUGAUGCACCGAAUUUCUGUACCAUGGAAGCUGAUAAUCAUGAAUCAGAUAUGUGUGUGCCAACAAUCAAAGAAGAAAUCCCUGAUGCUGAUCUUGAUUGUAAUAUGGAACAACACUUUGAAAAAGUGGAAGGCAUGCAAGCAGUCCUCAAUGAGGAUGACUUGGCAAGAAUGGCACAAAAUCAAGAGCUCCUUAUCAAAACAGAACCCCAAAUCUACAGCUGUGUGUCUAUGAAGAAGGAACAAGAUGUGGGUUCUAACCAGGACACUAUGUUAGAUAUUACAGGAUUUUAUAUUCAAGGUUUUGAUGCUAAGGGAAUACUAGGAAUGCCUGCAGCAGACCAUGUUGGAGAUGGAGAUGGAGAAGCUUUGGUGAAAAAGCAUUCCGAUGCAAAGAAGAGAAAACAAAAAAUACCCAAAACAACUCAUCAGAAAGUUACGCAGAAGAGAGGAAGGAAACCCAAAUCACAGAAAAGGGACACCAGUGCUGUGAACAGUGAAAGGAAAUCAGUGAGACAGGCUGCCAAAACAAAAAGAACAAAAACUGCUUCGAGUGAUGUGGCAAAACAGAAAACAACAAAAACAACCAAAAGUAAACAAAAAACAAUUACUAGUAAACAAACUAUGAAAAGGAAAAGGACAAAAUGCACUUCAAAAACAAAUAAAACAGAUCCGUCAAAUAGGGAAGAAAUAGCAUCAAGUGCAGUUGAAAAUGGAAAGGAAAAUAUGGGAGCGUUAGUGAAACCUGGAUUGAAAAGUACUAGAAAAAAAGCACAAGUUGAUCAUGUAUGUGAGUGUGGCAAACAGUUCCAAAGCAAAGGGGCACUUUCGCGUCAUAAAAAGAUUCACUUAGAUGAACGUCCGUUCCAGUGUUCAUACUGUAAAAGACCCUUCCUCAGAAAGGCUGAUCUUCAGAGGCAUGAACGCAUUCACACAGGAGAGAAGCCGUUCCAGUGCCAGAUAUGUGGUCGAGGGUUUCGGCUGAAAAGUCACUUACAGCUGCAUGUUAAUCAUCACUUGGGAACAAAGAAUUUUGCCUGUCAGUUUUGUGGGAAGCGUUUUGUGCAGAAAGGGCAGUGUGUCAGCCAUGAGAACACACACAAGGAGAUGAAGCCACUGGAUGGACUUCCAACAGGGAGGCUCUUCUAUCUCUGCCAGUUCUGUGGGAAGACAUUUGCAUGUUUGAGAAGUGUGCUAUGGCAUGAGAAAGCACACAAAAAAAUAGACAUGGAAAAGUACUGCUGUAGAAUAUGUGGGAAGGGUUUCCGUGCCAUGCAGGAUGUGUUGAGACAUGAGACCACCCAUAUCCCAAUAGAAGACAAGCCUUUUAGGUGCCAGUACUGUGAUAAGGCAUAUGGACGCAGGGAUCCUCUAAUCGAACACGAGAGAAGGCACACUGGUGAAAAAGCAUACAAUUGCAGCAAAUGCAGUGAGGCUUUUGUAACAAGAAAUGCUCUGUAUCAUCACAUAAAAGUCAAUCAUGACCAGAAAAAAACCAAGAUAUUGUGUAAAGGCUGUGGGAAGGGAUUUUAUGAUAAAUAUUAUGCCAGGUUGCAUGAGAAGUCCCAUUUAGGUGUCAAACCAGAGCACUGUAUGCAUUGUGGGAAGGGAUUUUUACGAAAACACACCAGAGAACACCAUGAGAAAAACUGCAAAGUUCGAGCUGAUGUGAAUCAUGGGAACCAGUUGCCGUGUUGUAGGUUCUGUGACAGGAAGUUUCAAAAUGAAGUAAAGCGUGAUCGCCACGAGAAAAAAAAAUUGUGUAGCCUUGAAGCAAAUUCUCUAAAACCAGUAGAAGUGAGUAGUGGAUAGUGGAUGUUUUAGUCUUUUUUUAAAACUAAAUAAUGUAUAGAUAAACAAAGGAUGCAGACAAGUAAUAAUUAAAUUUUAUUAUAUGUAGAGAUAUGCUUCUGCAAAGAAUGUUGGGUGCUUCAAUUUUAUUUGUAUGUUUAAAUAAGCAAUUUGCAAUGUAUCUAUGAUUGCUACUCAGAGUAGGUGAAAAAACAUUUUUUAGGGUGGUCACAGUUGGGUUAUUUUCAUUAAAAGAUCUGGGCUCAGUAACUCGAAAGCAACAAAGCGCAAGCAUGGAGAUUCGCCUCUAUUCCAUGACUCGGGAUUAACUAGCCCCAUAUAAUAGCCUCAAAAUGAAAGGUGAUAUGGCUAUCGCAAUUAUUGAUGCAUUUGAGUUAUGGAGCCCUGUUCAGAAUCGCCUAUUAUUAUUUACUUUGUAUAGAGUGCAAGAAAAUCUUGUAGUCAAAAUUAUGUCUUUGGUGCUAUUUUUUUUACAUUAAAAGUUUUGAGUUUCUGCUAGUCAAGAGAUUGCCUUGUAUACAUUUGCAAUAAACAGCUUAGGAUACAUUAGUGUCAUUGGGCAUUGCUUUUUGUGUAUUGGUCAUGCAUUGGAGUAACAUUUGGUAAUGGAAUCAUAUAAACUAUUUCUUGUUUAACAAACAAAUUGUGAUAAAUAGAGAGAGAUCUGAUUCAGAUCCCUACCAGCUCUACAUUAUCAUAAAUGCCUGCUUAUUUAAUUGAUCUCUUAUUAAUAAAAAAAAUGAAAAUGUAGAAGCUAAAACGCAUCAGAUCUACUUGGCCAUUUCAGCCUUAAAAUUGGUUGUAAAUCUUUUAGGCCAAAUAUUUUAAAACUUAAAAGUCUAGUUAACCUACGAUAAAUCAGUCUAGACAACCAAUUUUAAUGAAAGAUGGGAUGGGGCUUAUACCCAGAAAAAAUGCUGCUUAUGUAACUUUCAGACUUUUAUUUUAUGUAAGUGAACUAGUUUAUCCCUUACUGAAGCAGACAAAAUGUUUGGUCCACAAUUUCUGAAUGAGUUUAUCUUUUGAGCCCAAGUUCUUUUGCCAAACCACUUUAGAAGUUUGUGUGUGUUUAUGUGUGUGUGGGGGAUCAAAGCUGUGCAGAAAUUCCUGCAGAAAGAAAGUGUUGCUGGAUCCAGAGCCAGGAAACAGUUUGUUAAUGAACAGUGCUGUUUGUUGAAAUUACAAAUAAUUAUCAUACAAGUCGUACAAAGAACCAUGUCAACAGACGUUUUUAGUCCAAAAAAAUUCAUUUUUAGUCAAAUCAGAUUUUUUUAAAA